AUGGUCUUCUUUGGUGGCUCGAGGAAAGUGAAGAAGAACUCACCCACACCCGAGCCCAAGGCUCAAAAGCGGCGAACCCCUCCAAAACCAGGACCACCGGCGCCGACUCAAUUUUCCCAGGGUGGGCUGCUCAGUAGCUCUUAUCAGCAACCUGCCCCCUUCCAGCCGGCCGGCCUUCUCCCCGCACCUCCUGGCUGGAAUGGAGGAGCGCAGCCUCCAACUUCGUACCAGCAGCUAGGGGCAUAUCCUCCUAUUAUCGUGAAUCAACAUCACUACUACUUGGGUGGCCCUCUUCCCUCGCAAGCCCCCGCACCCUCGUUCAUCGUCAGCAGCCCUCUGGACAAAGUGGAUCUCGGGUCAGCAGUUGACUUGGCCAAGGAAGUAUGUCAGGGGACCUGCAUCCCGCGCUUGCUGAACGAAGUGUUACCAUCGUGGCCCAAUUGUGGGAAUCAGCUUGUCAGGCAAGGCAAUGGCUUGGUGAACGAGAUAUCCAACCGCCUCGACAACGUCUUGACCACGAUUGACCAAGGAGGCUACAAUGGGAAGGAGCACGACAUUUUCGCCUGGCAGCCAACACAGGCCGCGACACCGCCAGUAUCUCUAGUUGCGCCUGUGAGCGAGAAGGGGUUGCUUAAAGUUGGCAAGAAAAGCUCCGGGAAGGGCCACCCCAAGGGACAGACAACCAUGGCGGCAGCGGUUGUGUCGGGAAGUUUCUUUACCAAAGUGGACUAUUACGCGAACUCGCGCUUGCCCAUGAACCUGCCCCCUCUCAAAUUGUUCAUUCCCACAUACCCACUGCUCUGUCUGGCAGCCCAGUAUUCUGAGCGCGUGUAUGAACUGCCUACAGGGCGCGCCGAGCGGGAUGCCCACGUCAGCGGAGAUUGGCGGACGGGGACAAAGGCUAUGGUGAUCAAGUCGGUGCCCAUGGACUACAUGAACACCAUUGUUUUCGCCAUUCGCGGCACAGCCACCUUCAUGGACUGGGCCGUUAAUCUUGACACGACGCCCACAUCGCCUAUGGGUUUCUUGGAUGACCCGGGAAACCUCUGCCACGCCGGGUUUCUGUCCGUCGCGCGUAAGAUGGUGGGCCCGGUGGCUAGCCGUCUUCGCCAGCUCCUCGAAGAAGACCCCGGGCGAGCCUCGUACUCACUCCUCAUCACGGGUCACAGCGCAGGAGGGGCGGUCGCUGCGCUCCUCUACAGCCACAUGCUCGCAACGUCCAAGGAAGCGGAAAGCGAGCUCAACGCCGUCUCUGGCUGCUUCAAACGCAUUCAUUGCAUCACCUUUGGCACACCACCCAUCAGCUUGAUGCCUCUGGCCAAACCAAAUGACUACGUCCGAUGCCCACAAGCACGAAAGAGCGUCUUCAUGAGCUUUGUCAACGAAGGUGAUCCAGUAACGCGGGCCGACAAAGCGUAUGUCAAGAGCUUGCUGGAGCUGUUCGCCACGCCGAAACCACGGCUAGACUCGGCAAAGGGGCAUCCCUCCGGCCCUCCUGACAGCAAUAAACCACGCCGGGGAGACAAGCCCACCAAAAACACCACCCCAAAGACGACAACACCAACCCGCUCCCUCAAAUCAGAAGCCGCAGGCCCCGUCUGGCCCGUCUCCCCUUGCACGCUCAGCUGCGCAGGCCGGAUCGUGGUGCUGCGGUCGGGCGGCCCCAAGGCGGCGCGGCUCCGGAGCAAGAAGGCAACGGUGGCAGAGCGGCUGCACGAGGGCGUCGUGGCGCAAAUCGUCACGGACGAGCAACUGCGCGGGGUCGUCUGGGGGGAUCCGGUCGCGCACAUGAUGCGGCUGUAUGCGGGACGGAUCGAGGUGCUUGCUGUUGGGGCGGUGACGGGUAUGGUGUGA
Parathielavia appendiculata is the source of this 1854-nucleotide messenger RNA. Its product is annotated as alpha/beta-hydrolase. The transcript is spliced from 3 exons. The record is from RefSeq and is a predicted model, not a curated record. NCBI's taxonomy places the organism in Eukaryota, Fungi, Ascomycota, Sordariomycetes, Sordariales, Chaetomiaceae. The coding region runs from base 1 to 1854 and encodes 617 amino acids. Gene Ontology annotation, biological process: lipid metabolic process.